CAACAGAGGAAGACCUCAUCUCUAUCAAAAAUUAAAAAAAAAAAAUUAGCUCGGUGUGGGGUCUUGACCCUGUAAGUCCCAGCUACUGAGGAGGUCAAGCAAGAGAAUCACCUGAGUCCAAGAGUUCAAGGUUGCAGUGAGCUGUAAUCCCACCACUGCACUCCAGCCUGGCAACAAAGCAAGACCCUAUCUCAAAAAAAACGUACAAAUUGUAAAAUUCCAGACCAGCAGCAGCUGGGAUGGGAAUUUGGUAGAAAUGCAGUUUACCAGGCCUCGCCCCAUACAUACUGAAUCUGAAACACUGGGUGGUGGGGCCUAGCAAUUUUAGCAAGCUUUCUAGGUGAUUCUGAUGCAUGCUAAAGUUUGUGAACCACUAGAAGGUAUACAAACAGAGAAAACUAUGCUGUUAGAAUGAGGGUGAUGUUACCCUUAGGAGAUUAGUGACAGGCCAAGAGCACACAGGAGGCUAACAGCCGUUCCUGGGUGCUGGUAAUAUUCUGUUGCUUGAUCUGGGUGCUGGUUACAUGGAUGUGUUCAGUUUGGGAGAAUUCAUCGAGCCAUACAUUUAUUUAUUUAUUUAUUUACUUAUUUUUUGAGAUGGAGUUUCUCUCUUUUUGCCCAGGCUAGAGUGCAGUGGUGUGAUCUUGGCUCACUGCAACCUCCGCCUCCGGGCUCCAGUGAUUCUCCUGCCUCAUCCUCCUGGGUAGCUGGGAUUACAGGCAUGCACCACCACGCCCAGCUCAUUUUGUAUUUUUAGUAGAGAUAGGGUUUCACCAUGUUGGCCAGGCUGGUCUUAAACUCCUGACCUCAGGUGAUCUGCCCACCUCAGCCUCCCAAAAUGUUGGGAUUACAGGCAUGAGCCACCCUGUUUCCAUGCAUUUAUGAUAUGUACAGUUUUUCUGUGUGUAUGUUAUGCUUCUUUCCCCUUCCUUCCUUCCUUCUUUCCUUCCUUCCUUUCUUUCUCUCCUUCCUUCCUUCCUUCUUCCCUCCCUCCCUUCUUUCUCUCUCUCUCUCUUUCCUUCUUUCUUUCUUUUGACAAAAGUCUUGCUCUGUCACCUAGGCUGGAAUGCAAUGGCUCGAUCUCGGCUCACUGCAACCUCUGCCUCCCGGGUUCAAGCGAUUCUCUUGCCUCAGCCUCCCAAGUAUUUGGGACUACAGAUGCAUGCUACCACACUUGGCUAAUUUUUUGUAUUUUUAGUAGAGACGGGGUUUCACCGUGUUAGCCAGGAUGGUCUCAAUCUCCUGACUUCGUGAUCUGCCCACCUCGGCUUCCCAAAGUGCAGGGAUUACAGGUGUGAGCCACUGCACCUGUCCUUCUGUGUGUAUGUUAUGUUUCAAAACAAAGUUUAAAAAAGGGAACUGCUCUGGUUGAAGCCCUGGGAGGGGAAGGAGAUGGAAGGCAAGGAGCCCAUCCACAGCUCCGCCCUUCUCCUGCAGGCAGCCCUUGAGGGUUCCUUAGAGUAUUAGCUUGAAAUCCUUCAUCUGUCCCAACAGAGCUCUGAGAAGGUCAGUGACUUGCCCAAGGUUCUGCAGAGCCAGCACUAGAACUCAGGUCUCCUGACUCCCAGGCCAGGGCCCUGGAGGCUAGUCCUUUCCUGAAGGGCUGGUGUCACGAGUAAGGACAAGGAGUGGCUAGGCAGCCUCCUCCCGGAUCUCAGCUCCCUUAACGUGAGUCUUGGGAGGAGGGCCAAGACUCUGGUAUGAAUGAUGCUUUUCUCAUCCUGGAGCAACUUCCUUUCUGGGAACUGGGUGUCUCCUUCUGGGCAGACAAUAAAAUUCAUCCAAAGGGCCAGAGGAGCAGGGUUCCUCCAGCUCCCACCCAGAUGGGCAUCACGUGGCUCCCAAGUUAGCAGUCCAGGAAAAUUCCAGCCCUUGCAUACUUGGCCUCACACACCCAUCUGCUCACUCCUCCUGGCACACUCAGCCCCUCAGCCCACCUUGAACAUUGACCACCACACACUCCCUGGCACGCUCUUCUCACCCUCAACUUCUGCCACCUCUCCCUGGGCAAUAUUGCCAGCCUUUCCCUAAUCCCAGAGCUGCAGCCCUGCCCUGUCACUCACCUCAAACCUGCCAUGUCCCUGGGGCUACUGAAAUUCCAGGCAGUGGGUGAAGAGGACGAGGAGGAUGAGGAGGGGGAGAGCCUGGACUCUGUGAAGGCACUGACAGCCAAGCUGCAGCUGCAGACUCGGCGGCCCUCAUAUCUGGAGUGGACAGCCCAGGUCCAGAGCCAGGCCUGGCGCAGGGCCCAAGCCAAACCCGGACCAGGGGGACCUGGGGUCAUCUGUGGUUUCGACUCAAUGGACUCCGCCCUUGAGUGGCUCCGACGGGAGCUGCGGGAGAUGCAGGCGCAGGACCGGCAGCUGGCAGGGCAGCUGCUGCGGCUGCGGGCCCAGCUGCACCGACUGAAGAUGGACCAAGCCUGUCACCUGCACCAGGAGCUGCUGGAUGAGGCCGAGCUGGAGGUGGAGCUGGAGCCCGGGACCGGCCUGGCCCUGGCCCCGCUGCUGCGGCACCUGGGCCUCACGCGCAUGAACAUCAGCGCCCGGCGCUUCACCCUCUGCUGAGGAACACCUGUGCCCCCCUGACUCCCCGCCCCCUCUCCCAAUGCCGCUUCCCCUGCCUGCCUGGGAAGAGGAAAGGGAGGGGUGCCCCAGAGGCACUAGCUCCUGGCGGGGGAGGAGGAACAUUCAGGUUUCUGAGAGCUGAAUUCCAAGAGUGCAAAACCCCAGCAUCCGGUUUCCUCUGCUGCCCCAGCUGGGAGGGGGAGGAGGAGGAGCUCACACCCUCAAACUCCUCAAUAAACGCCCUCUCUGGUUCCCA
Molecule: messenger RNA, 2823 nt
Organism: Pongo pygmaeus (Bornean orangutan)
Lineage: Eukaryota; Metazoa; Chordata; Mammalia; Primates; Hominidae
Gene: FAM167B
Product: family with sequence similarity 167 member B
Exons: 2
Coding region: 2076-2567 (163 amino acids)
Source: RefSeq, a predicted model, not a curated record